Fusarium sp. VM40 is the source of this 609-nucleotide messenger RNA. The record is from the annotation of a GenBank genome assembly. Lineage: Eukaryota; Fungi; Ascomycota; Sordariomycetes; Hypocreales; Nectriaceae.
AUGAAGCACUUUCUACUCCCCCUCGCCUCUCUCCUCAUAGGCUCCAGCCUCGCUGCAGAUGUCACAAUCACAGCUCCAGUAUCCAUUCCCUCCAAUGAGCCCGAGUGGAAGGAGAGCAAGUCUUUCACGUCGGCCAUCCUGAACAGCACCAAUUUCUACCGCGAGGAGCACAACGCCACCUCUCUUGAGUGGAACAAGACCCUUGAGGAGUUUGCAACAGACUACCUCGACGACCUCGACGACUGCGAAUUUGAGCACUCCGGUGGUCCCUAUGGCGAGAACCUCGCUAUAGGUUAUCCCAACGUCACCGCCAGCGUCGAAGCGUGGGGUGACGAGCGCGACAAGUAUGACUUUGACGACGCUGAGUUUACCGAAGAGACGGGCCACUUCACCCAGCUUGUCUGGAAGGACACCACUACUGUUGGCUGUGGGAGGAAGUUGUGCGGUGAGAAGGGAUGGUAUCUUGUCUGCGAGUACUGGCCCAGGGGAAAUGUCAAGGGCCAGUUCAAGGAUGAAGUCAUCAAGGAGGAGGGCGGCGCGUUCUCGACGAGGCCUGGCCUUGGAUUGGCGUUAAUUGUGUUUAUCGGAUACCUUCUUCUUACGGUGUAA